Messenger RNA from Manihot esculenta (cassava), 4297 nucleotides. Its product is annotated as disease resistance protein RPV1. Gene Ontology annotation, molecular function: ADP binding. Gene Ontology annotation, biological process: defense response; signal transduction. The record is from RefSeq and is a predicted model, not a curated record. The transcript has 7 exons. NCBI's taxonomy places the organism in Eukaryota, Viridiplantae, Streptophyta, Magnoliopsida, Malpighiales, Euphorbiaceae. Bases 158 to 3772 code for a protein of 1204 amino acids.
CUCAAAAUUAAUAUCAACAGUUUUUUAUUACAAUUUAGAGCAAGACUGCUGAAAAAUUAGUAAAGUAACCUAUUCACCCUUGUUUACCCAUCUCGGUCACUUGGGACAACAGAAUCUGUGAAAGCUUCUUUCAAGUUUCUGGCAUAGAGUUUGCACCAUGGCUGCUGCUUCUUCUUCCACCAUUCCUCAACAGAAGAAGUAUGAUGUGUUCAUUAGUUUUAGAGGUGCAGAUGUCCGCCAUAAUUUCCUCAGCCACCUCAAUAAAGCUUUGCUUGUCAACCAAGUUAAUACCUUUGUGGAUGAAAAUCUUGAUAGAGGAGAGGAGAUCUCAUCAUCUCUCCUGAAAACAAUUGAAGAAUCAUGUAUUUCGAUUGUCAUUUUCUCGAAAAAUUAUGCAAGUUCUCCAUGGUGUUUGGAUGAGCUUAUAAAGAUAAUUGAGUGCUCGAAAACCAUGGAACAGAUGGUCUUACCGGUUUUCUACCAUGUAGAUCCAACCAUUGUUCAGGAGGUUACUGGAAUCUUUGAAGAUUCACUUGCUAAGCAUACAGAAGAAUUCAAGGACUCUUUACACAAAGUGGAGAGUUGGAGCCAAGCUUUGAAGGAAACUGGUGGGAUGUCCGGGUUUGUUUCACACGACAUUAAGAAUGAUUCUGAAUUAAUCGCAAAAAUUGUCAGCUGGAUUUCGGAGAAAGUAGAUCUUAUGUUUCCGAGUGAUCCAAUCAAUGAUGGGUUAGUUGGAAUUGAUUCACGUGUCAAGGAUUUUGAGUCAUUAUUAGGGCUUGAGAUGGCAGAUGUGCGGUAUGUAGGAAUUUGGGGGAUGGCCGGCAUUGGCAAAACCACACUUGCUAGGGAGGUAUUUAAUCGAAUUUUUUAUCAAUUUACAAUUAAAUGCUUUGUUGAAGAUGUCAGGGACAAUUUUCACAAGUGUGGACCAGAUGGUUUACGACGUCUCAUUCUUUCUCAAGCUCUAGGAAGAGAAAAUUCAAAUGUAGGCAUGCCCAUUAUGUUGUUAUCUUCGAUUAGGAGAAGGUUGUGCAGAGAAAAAAUUCUCCUUGUUCUUGAUGAUGUCAGUGAUGUCAGGGAGAUAGAACUUUCAAUAGGGAAAUGUGCUGUUUUUGGUCCAGGGAGUAGAAUUAUCAUAACAAGCAGAGACCAACAGCUGCUUAAGUACAUGGGUGCUGAAAUAUAUGAAGUUCAGAAACUGAAUGACGAUGAAGCUUCUCAGCUUUUUUGCUUUCAUGCUUUCAGACGAGACAUUUCCAGAGAAGAAUACAUGGAGCUUUCAAAGAGGGCAGUUGAAUAUGCUCAAGGUAUUCCCUUAGCUCUUGAAGUUUUGGGUUCCAAUUUGUACGGUAGAAGUGUAGGAGAAUGGGAAGAUGAACUGGAAAAACUGAAAGGGCAGGAUAGAGAUUAUGUUGAAAAGAUGUUGGAUUCCCCUGGUUCAAAAAUUGGAAUAAGUCGUCUGCUUGAUAAGUCGAUCAUAUCUGUAAUAGAUAAUCGGGUGCAUAUGCAUGACUUGCUACAACAAAUGGGCAAGGAUAUUAUUUGCCAGGAAAAACAGCUCGGACAACGAAGCAGAUUAUGGGAUCCUAAAGAUAUAUAUUACCUAUUCACAAGAGCUGAGGGAACUGAAGCAAUUAAAGGUAUCUUGCUAGACAUGUCCAAAAUCAAAGACUUAGAACUAACUCUUAAUGCCUUUGAGAAAAUGUAUAAUCUCAAGUUUCUCAAGUUCUACUGUUCAAUACUUCAUUGGAAUAGAGUAAAACUUACCGAAGGACUCAACUUUCUACCUGAUGAGCUACGGUUACUGCAGUGGUACGAAUACCCUUUGGAAUCUGUGCCAUGGAGUUCAUGCGCAGAGAAUCUUGUUGAAAUUAGAAUGGUUCAUAGCAAACUAAAACAACUUUGGAAUGGAGAUCAGCAUCUGGGAAAUUUAAAAUUUGUUGACCUUAGCUAUUCAAAGGAUCUAAUGAGCAUUCCAGACUUGUCUACAAUCCCGAAUCUUGAGGUUCUGAGACUGAGUUUUUGCAAAAGUUUGAUUGAGAUUCCCUUAUCUAUAAAAUAUUUGAGCAAGCUUAAAAAACUAUAUCUAAGGCAUUGCCAAAGUCUCUGCAAUUUACCGAGCUUCCUUCAUUUGAAAAAUCUUGAGAUUCUUUCUAUCUUUGGUUGCUCAAAAAUUAGAGAGUUCCCAGAGCUUCCAUGUGCUAUUAGAGAUUUAGAUUUAGAGGGAACUAUAGUAGAACGAGUUCCCCUAUCAAUUGGGUAUCUCCCUUGUCUUUCUAAUUUGGCUUUAAGUUCAUGCACGAGGCUUACCAGUUUGCCAGACAGCAUCUGCAAUCUCAAAUCUCUUAGACAUUUUAGUAUCUAUGAUUCUGUAAAUCUACUUGAACUGCCAGAGAACUUGGGAAAUCUAGAAUCCCUUCGGAAGCUCAGUGUGGGUAAGUCUGGUAUAAAAGAAUUACCAGAUAGCAUUUGCAAUCUGAAAAAGCUUAUAUUUUUAUCAAUUGAGAAAUGUGUAAAUCUCCAUUAUCUGCCCGAAAACUUGGGGAAUUUAGAAUCUCUAGAAAGGCUUAUUGCAAACGAUAGUGGGAUAAAAGAAUUACCAGAGUCAAUUUGCAAUCUGAAAAAACUUACAUGUUUAUCUACUGCUAGGUGUGAAAAUCUGCGCAGUCUGCCAGAAAACUUGGGACAUUUAGAAUCUCUGGACGAGCUUCGUGCAUUUGGUCCUGGUUUAAAAAGGUUACCUCAUGGCAUUUGCAAUGUGAAAGAACUAAGAUUUAUUAACGUUGGUGGCUGCAUAAAUCUGAAUGAACUGCCAGAGUGCUUGGGGAAUUUAGAAUCUUUGGAGCUUCUUGUUGUCUCUCAUUCUGGUAUAAAAAAGCUACCAUCUUCUGUUAAUCAGUUGAGCAAUUUGAGAUCAUUGCAUUUAGGGGGAUGUAAAGGUUUGAUGAUCCCUGCUUUGACAGGUUUAUCCCAUCUAUUUGAGGUUGUUCUGGAGUUCUGCGGCUUGUUAGAAUUUCCCAACAAUAUUUGCAAUUUAGUGUCAUUGAGAACAUUAUAUAUAGGUGGAAAUGAUUUUGAGAGUAUACCUGAUACCAUCAAACACCUUUCGAACCUUAUUAAACUGGAUUUAAGCCAUUGCAAAAGAUUAAAAUAUUUACCAGAGCUUCCAUCUUUGAGCAUGUUAUAUGCAAGAAAUUGCACGGUUCUCAAAUCAGCAUCCAGUUUAUUCCAACUUCGGAGUAUUAAACAUUUGGAUUUUAGAGAUUGUCUCAAUUUGGAGGAUAAAAUUGUGGACCAUCUAUUGGCGAGCUCUUGGCAGAGGGAGCUGUUAUUUUGCGUUCCUGGACGUGAAGUGCCAAAAUGGAUCAAGUACCAGAAUAAUAGCGGGUCUCGUUUGUCUUUUCCAUUUAGCCAACCGAAGCGGGCGGAAUUCACCAGGUUCAUAUAUUGUGCUGUUUUUGAUCCCAAAGUUUAUCAUCCUUUCCCCUGCCGGGGUAGUUUGCAAAUUGGAUUUGAAGGCAUAAAUGAGUCUGGACAUGGCCAAUAUCAUUUUUGUAACUAUUGGAAGAAUCAUAUUCGUAUUUCAUCUGAUGCGUCAUUUCUUCGCUCAGAACAUGUGUUCCUUUGGUCUUUUGGAAGACAUUCACAUUUCAGAGAAAAAAAUAUGACCUUGCAAUUUUUUUCAGAAGAAAUUCUUUCCCGUGUAGAUAGCAAUAAGAGAAGAAGAAGUUACAGUGGGAUAAUUAAGUGUGGUUUCCACCUAGAGUAGGAGGAAGAGGAGCCUGCCUGAAAGAUUGAAACAUGAUGGUCAAGAAAAAUCACCUCGUGUUAUCUUUAAAUUGCUGGGCGAUGGAUAUGGUUUCCUCUGGAUACAUCAAAAAGCCAAACUGAUGAUAGGAAAAAGAUGUUGCUUGUCCUCAAUUCUGGCUUUAUGGUUACAGGGAAUUGAAGUCUCGACAGUCUCAACAUUGUUAGGGUGCACUGAAAGUGCACAAACAUAUCCUCAUAAGGUGGAGGUUCUAUAAAGGACGCGAAAUAGACAUGGAUUUCACUCACUCAGAGCAGCUAAGGUUGUAUUUUGGAGGAUGUAAUUGAAUUUGUAUUAUAAUGGUGAGUAUUUGCAUAUUUCAUUACUUUGUUUGUGAUAGAAAAAGUAUUUAGUGUAGUAAAAUGAAAAUUACAUUACUUAAUAGAACGAGAAUCUAUUGAUCUACAUGGUGAUGGUACAACUGCAAUAGCAAAUUCACAAUUUUGACCGGUCCAAUGAAAUCAAUUCCAAAAUUUCAAAACUAUA